UGGAGGGAGAACGAGCAUUUAGGAGCUUCUGGAAAAUCCCUGUCCCACUCAAUAGGAUAAAGCUCAAUAGGAGCCACAGCGGAGCGGCCGCCUUCAAACGCUCCCCCCAGCAGCAUCCUGCCCGCAGGGAUGGUUUUCCCCAUCCCACGAUGGGGAGGGGGCACCCUGGAAGGGCCCUGUGUGUGCUGGGGGUGUCGGGCAGAGUGGCAGCGCUCUGUGACGUUGGUGCCAUUACCUCCCACUUGCUCUCGUCCCCCUCCUCGCCGAGCCCGCUCCUCACUCAUGUACUUAUGAAAACUUAACUUUCCUAUUAGUGCUCAUGUUUCUCUUACCCAGGUGCUUAAUUCCCAUUGUCCCAGGGAAAUGUCAGUGUGACUCACAGACACUUUCCCAUUAGGAAGCGACAGAUGAGUAUUAAUUAAACUUGCUGGUGGGUGGGCUCGCUCCAAGCUCCAUUCCCAAAGGACCCCGUUAUCCCCCCCCCCACGGCGGCCUGGACCCCAACCAGCCCCAGUGAGGACCCCCUCGCCCAGCCCAGCCCAACUCUGGCACACAUAGAAAAUAAACCGGCUCUGCUCCAGGGACAGGAGUCGUUCAACCUCCCCCUGGAGCAAAGGGAAUCAGCCUUGAUGAGGAAUAUUGUGAUCAGGAAGAAACCUUAUCACAAACAAGUUCUCUCCCAUGCCUGUGGGGUUUGCUCCAUCAUCAGAAGCACAUCUCCCUCCUGUGCAAUUACCCUGCACAGGAGGUGGCUGCAUCAGGGGCUGUUUGGUUUAGGGGGUGCUGGAAGCCGCUUUACUUUUGGGCUCCGUGGUCCUCGGGCAGGCACCAGCCUUUGGGGCAAUGCUGCAUGGGGCUGGUUGCUCCUGCAUGGAGCCGUUUGCCUGCAGAAUUGGAGGUUGACCCCAGGAGGCCGGGCUUUAGGGAUGGAUUCAUGGAUCUGGGAGGGCUAUUUGAUAGAAAGGUUGGGUUUGGUGUAAGAAAUGCUGCCCCCCCGCAGUGGCUGUGUUGCCCCUGGGACCACUAAUCCCAGCAGCAAGGGUUAAACCUGCCAGGGGGAUGCCGGAAGCCCCUGACUGAGGGUAAUUUGCAGCUUUUGUUCUCUGCAUUGUUCUGUGCCUACGCAGCCCAGCUCACCGCAAUGAGGGGGGCCAUGGAUGCCCUCUGCCCCCAGAUAGGUCCCACAGGGGCUAUCUCCUCCAUCAGUGCUGGGGAGAUGCAGGAUGCUCUGCCCUUGCCUUGCCCCUGCUCCCUUGGUCCUUCAGAGCUGGUGCAGCCCCAGCCUGGGCAAGCUAAAAUCCACCUCCAAGCAAAAGCUGUGGGGUCCCAUGUGCUUUCUGGGAAGCAGAGCUUGGCACCCAAACAUGGGUGCUAGCGGAGGUGGCACCAGCCAUGGGGAUAGGGGACCACAGGCAGCUGGCACAGGCUGCUUUGCCCAUCCAGCCAUGGUUGCUGGGUGCCCAGUGGAGACUCCUGCCCAUGCCGGUGGCCCCUGUGCCUCUCCACCAGCACUGGGAGGAUGAGCAGGGGCCACCGGGUCCGGCAGCUGCUGCUGGAGCCAGGGAGAAAGGCAGGUUGCUGGGAAACAUUCCUCUUGAGCUCCGAUAAAAAUAGCUCCGUCUUCAAGGCGAGAGGACGGGGCUGCGCUGCUGGCAGAGCAGGAACAGGACCGGCUGGCCCGGACCCGUGGGGUCUGUGCCCUGGACCCCCCAGCCCCACACCUCUAUAGUGACAUGGUGCAGGGGGACAGUGGUGCAUGGGCUGAGGGUCUGGUAUUGCCUGGUGCUGCCCUCCUUCACCCCCAAAUCAGGCUUGGAGGUGUUUGGACAGGAAUUGGGGGUGAGCAGGGAUGCUGGGGGGGCUCGGGGGGUCUCCAUCCUCCCACUCUGGUCUCCUGGCCCCUCUGACUCAGCUCUGUGGGCUUGUCCUCAAGAGGAGGAACAGAGGGGCAGUCUCGUGAGUCCAAGCCCCGACGGUGUGGACAUGGUGGGGGGGUGUCUGUGCAAGGGCUUUGCUGCCUGACAGCAGCCAGGCUGGGUGGGUUUGGAGGGGGACCAGCCUUUCCCAGUGUGUUCAGACCCUCCUUUGCCUGUCCUGGUCGCUUCAGAUGGGCUCAGUCCUCUCCCCAGCAUCUCCCCAGCCUGGAGCGCGGGGCGCAGGGGGGAAUCAGGACUUCAUCCCCCUUGGGCAGGAUUUGAAUGUGACGCUCAGGGGGAAUUCACACCCCCAGCAGCAAAACCCCUCCAGCACACAGCCAGGGGGGCAGAUGGACCCCGAGCUGCCACCUCCUGUGUCUGGUGCCUAAGUUUCAGCCCUGACGGACGAGGCUGGCCCCGACGCGGGUCCCGGAGGGGUGCUGUCGGUGGCAGUGCAGUGAUGGGACGUGCACCCCAGUGCUCGGGGCAGCCGGGGGGGGGCUUUGGGGAGCCCCUGGCACAGCGGGAGAACUUGCUCGGGAGGUGCUGAGGAUGCUGCGGGGCUGAUUAUUCACAGCCUCCCUCGCCCCGAUUGGCUCCACGGCGCCGAGCGCAGCCGGGCCCCGCCGCAGGAGGAGACUCCGUGGCCAUAAAAGCGGGGUGAGAGGCGGCGGGUGGCGAGUCCGGCGGCACCGCGGCCCUGCCGGCACCGCCGAUGCGCGGCUCAGCCUGACGCCCGCGGAGGGAGCGCAUCCACCGGUCCCGACCCGGCUCGUCGAGGGCACAGCGCAGGCAGCGGCUGCGGGGUGCAAUGGUGCGGAGGGCGCUGGUGCUGGUGCUCUGCCUCUCCCUGGCUGCGGCGGCAUCGGCCGACUGCGUGACCCAGUGCUCCCUCUGUGCAGCACAGACCCACGGCACCGAGACCAGCAUCUGGCCCCUGAUGUGCCUGUGGGAAUGCCAGGGCUCCUCACCCCCGGGCCCCGAGUGGGACACGUGCAGGAAGGCGCUGGCACUCCUGGCCCCGCUGGUGGCUCUGGCUGAGGGGACGGAGCCGGUGGAGGAGGAGGAGGCAGAGCCGGAGCAGGAGCUGGGUCCUGGCGAGCAGCCGCUGGCGCCAGCCAAGCGCUACGGGGGCUUCAUGAAGAAGAUGUCCAAGGGGAAGCUGCUGUCCCUGCUGCGCGAGAACGCCCACAGCAAGGGCGGCCUCAGCAAGAAGUUCGGGGGCUUCGGCCGCAAGCCCGGGGAGCGGGAGGCCCCCGAGGACUACCCGGGGUUGGCAGGGGCUGGGGGCGAGGAGGAGCCCACGGGCGCCGGGGCCGAGGGGCAGGAGCUGCACAAGCGCUACGGCGGCUUCAUGCGCCGCAUCCGGCCCAAGCUCAAGUGGGACAAUCAGAAGCGCUACGGGGGCUUCCUGCGGCGGCAGUUCAAGGUGAACACGCGGGCGGACGAGGACCCCAGCGCCUACUCAGGGGAGGUCUUGGACCUAUAGAGCCCGGCAUCAGGGUCCCCACGCUGCCAGCCUGGACUGUGCCGUCACCCCCCGGCCCCAUCCCUUUCCCAGUCCGGUGUGGCCGGUGUCAUCCCUGCCUCAUCCACCCAGGGGACCACAGGUCUCCAUCCCCAGUGAUCCCUCCCUGGUUCACCUGCCCAUCCCUUAGGGACCCCAGGUACCAAGGGGACAGUGCCACCCCUCUGGCUGCUGCUGGUGCGGCUGCGGGUCCAGCCCCAGGGCUCCUGGGGGCAAAUUAAGGUGGGGGACCCAUAUCCUCCACCCUCCCACAGCUGCAGAGCACAGCAGGGUCUGGGAACCAUCACGGCUGAUGUAGAGGGCAAUGGCCUCUGAGCAC
Messenger RNA from Pezoporus flaviventris, 3763 nucleotides. RefSeq names its product prodynorphin (gene PDYN). The coding region runs from base 2728 to 3405 and encodes 225 amino acids. Gene Ontology annotation, cellular component: neuronal cell body; dendrite; axon terminus. Gene Ontology annotation, biological process: chemical synaptic transmission; sensory perception; neuropeptide signaling pathway. The transcript has 3 exons. The record is from RefSeq and is a predicted model, not a curated record. NCBI's taxonomy places the organism in Eukaryota, Metazoa, Chordata, Aves, Psittaciformes, Psittacidae. Gene Ontology annotation, molecular function: opioid receptor binding.